Molecule: messenger RNA, 1522 nt
Organism: Ilyonectria robusta
Lineage: Eukaryota; Fungi; Ascomycota; Sordariomycetes; Hypocreales; Nectriaceae
Exons: 1
Coding region: 218-1225 (335 amino acids)
Cellular component (GO): kinetochore
Molecular function (GO): nucleic acid binding
Source: RefSeq, a predicted model, not a curated record
AGAGAAUCAAUUCUGCCUGAAAAAUCCGCGAAGCCUUCUGUAAUACAGCGGCUCUCACUGAAGGUCAGCCCGAAGUACGGCUCAAACUCUUCAUCUAACAGAUCUCCAACAAUCGACAUUGCCACUUUGCUUCAGUUCCCGACCUGUGGCAGGUCUCCAAUAUCGCUUUCUUCAUCGGCCCACGUUCGCCUCACGGCUCUUGGGACACCUUUACAUCAUGAGCGCGUCGCAACAGAACGGUGCAAGUGCACCAGACGACGACGAUGACGACUACAUGAAUAUGACCUUUGACGACCCUGCGCCCAUCAAAGAGUCGUCCUUUCAGCGCACACAACGAUUAAAAAGGGAGUCCCGCGCCAGAGGCAUCAUCAAAUCCAAAGCUCAGAUCGCCGAGGAGGAAGAAGCCGCGCGUGAGAAAGCGCUGUCGACAUCCAUGCUGGACGACCCACGGGCGAAGAAGAGCAAGGGCCUCGCCAUGAUGGCUAAGAUGGGCUUCACGGGCGGGGGCCUUGGAAAAAAGAUGGAGGACGGUCAGGCCCAGGGCAGGGCAGAGCCGAUAAAGGUCAGCGUCAAGGAGGACCGUAGCGGCAUUGGCUUGGAGAAUGAAAAGAAGAGGAAGAUGCGGGAAGCGGCCAAAGAGAGAGAUGUGAAGAUGGCCAAGCUGGAUCCAGAUGAAUAUCGCGAGCGCGUAAGGAGAGAGCGGGAGGAGGCACGCUUGGAGAAACAAUUCUGGGCGGCGCAACGCGUUGCCGAAGGCAUGGACGAGGAACAACCCAACAUUCAAGACACCAACCCGGAUGACGCCUCACCCGAGGAUGCCGAGUCAACAAAGAAGCCGCGCUCAAUAUCAUCUCGCCCCCUCAAGUCUAUCCCCGUGCUGUACCGAAGCCUCGCCCGGCACCGUGAGGAAAAAGAACGCGACCGACGGAUGCGGUAUGACCUCGAACAGUCACUCUCCCGGCUUCCUACGUAUGAGGAUGACAAUGAGGAUGAAGACGACAAGAAGGCCCUGGGUAAGGGACAUACGAUAUUUGCGACGGCUGAGGAUCUAGACGAGGAGGAUGAGGAGUUGGACGAGUUCAACGCAUUGGAGAUUGAGGAGCGAUUGAAACGGGUGCUGGAGUACCUCCGGGGAAAGUAUAGAUACUGCUUUUGGUGCAAGAUGGCAUACGUAGACUCGGAAAUGGAGGGAUGCCCGGGCCUAACGGAGGAGGAACACGACUGAAAAUCCAUGUCCAUGGCUGAAAGAGCGCAACAAGGUAACGCAGGCUGUUCAGACCUCUUUGUCAGAACAUAGGCAAUGUCAGGCUCUUACAAAGGCAUUUGUCCUCAACCAGCGAAAACUGCGGUUUUGUUCGCCAUGACAGGAUCUCAUUGUCGCUGCUUGUUCUAUGGUAAAGCUCUAUGAUCCAAACUCAACCGACAUAAAAAGGCAUCCUUCCGCAUAGCAUACGAGGGAUUGCACACAUCAAAAUCCCAAUUCAUUGCAAGAUUAUCACCACAUUUCACAAUCCCCACGAUC